AUGUCUCCUCCAUCCCAUUUGCCUACGCCGUUAUCAUCGCCUGCAACAGGACCACCAAGCUCUUCUGCGCUGAACACAAAGGCGCAAUCUGCCAAUCCCCCCACAACUUCAUCGCGUCCCUUGUCCAUUUCAUCAAUCCUAGGAACCAGCCUUCCGGGAACCCCCCCGAACUCCAGAAACACUUCUUUUGGGGACAAUGAUGCUGCCAAAGCACCCCGGGUGCCGCUGCCCGAAUUUACCACAUCUCCCAUCAACGAUUCAGCGUUGCCUGUCACCGACGCAGAAAUACUUGCUGCAUCUGCGCAAUUGUAUUCCAUGCGGUUUCGAACCGACGCGGUCGAUGACGACGAAGCCCUCACGGCACUUGUCCAAGAUAAGUCCUUGAACGCCGCACUAACCAACUCUUCAACUGCAGCAGGCCAAGGCAAAGGAAAGGGCAAAGAUCCCGAGCUCUACGACGUCGACCCCGCGGAAGAUGGCAAUUCUCGAAACCGUGAUGUACACCGCUCUACGGAUGACAGUGCCGCCGAGUCUCUGCUCCAAGUCUGGAAUGAACUCCGUUCGGUAUCUGUCCUCGUGGACUUGGGCGCCCAACCUUGCGAAUGCAAGAACUGCCCCAAUGGUACCCGUAUGCUUUGCCCCAAUUGCUCCGUAGUCAAGGAUGAAUCCGAUCACCUGUACUCAUCCGACUCCGAAGACGAAGGCCCCCUCCUCUCCACUGCUCGCCAAACUGGCUUCAGUACCUCGUGCCAUGGCAAUCGCCUCCAGCAUUCUGCUCACGAGGGUAACGCCGUAUUCGACCUUCUGCCGCUUUCGUCUCGACGAAAUCAAACAUCCCGUCUUCUCCCUCAUGACCUCGAACUCCACAACGGAGAAUCUCAGUGUUGCCGGUGCGAACUGGCCCAAGAAUUCAUUCGUGCCCGCUACGUGGAGGGCUACAGGAUGCUUGGAUGCGAGGGAUUUGAGCGUGAGGACACGGAGCCGCUCGACGAUGAUGCUGUGGACAGUUCACGGCACGGAAGGUAUGGUGCUGCGGAGUACGAUAAUGAGAAGCAUAAGAGUGAAUCAUUGUCCGAAAUUCCAAAGCUGAGUCAGAAGACGCUCGAGAGACUGGAGCUGGAGAAGUGGGAGUGGAGACCGGAACGAGAUCCUCUCGUGGCGACCUCCUCGGAUACUUCUGAGUCUGAUGCUGACGAUGUGGAGCCCAUUCGGCUGCCAUUGUACGCCGAGGAGUCGAUCACCCGCGACUCCGUCCACCCCGGCGCUGUCAUCGAUCCAGAAGCCACCGCGGAAGGAACCCCAUACGGUUCCGCUCCUCCUUCCAGCGAACGACCCGGCUACACGGACAGAAGAUCUGGUCAGUCAUACCCCACGGCAUCGGAUUUCGUCGAUCUCAAAACCACCUUCUCAUCGUCGUCGCCAUCUACUCGCCAAGCGAGACGGUACAAAGCCGUCCUGCCGUCGCCUUUGAAGCAAAUCCAAAACGCCGUCCAUUCUGACCAGACGUCACCGUCGCCCGAGCGGCAAGAUCGGCCGACUCGCACUGGCGGCCCUGUCCUGACGACCGGGCCUGCAUCGAUGCGACCUUCCGGCACGCAGACCGGACACGGUCACCGGAGGUCCGCCAGAGCGUUCCCUCACCGCGCGGAACUCACGAACGAGUUCGUCCACAUCGGCGUACAGGAUCCCACUCCGCCAACGGAGCAAAAAGGUAGUGUUGCAGUGCCCGACGCGAGCCCUUCGACGCCGAAGAAGCGGACGGCCGAUCCGACUCCCACGGCUAACGUCGACGCAGAGCCUCUCCCGACCCCUCCCGCCACGGGCCGCAAACGCAAAGCUGCCACCCAAGCCGCGGCGGUCGAGGAGCCAUCGUCUUCUCGGCCGAAGAAGCACCAGGGUAAGGCGCUGCGGACGCCUGAGCGGCCGAUGACGAGGAAUGCCACGCAGGAUGAGCGUAGUGCACCUUGGUAUGUGAACGAUGAGGGGCGGUUUGUGAAGAGCAGGUGGAAGGUCGAGGAGGAGACCAGGAAGAGGGAGGCGGCUGCGAAGGCGGAGGCGAGGAGGCCCGGGGCGUUUAGGAUGCGGGCGCGGUCUGGACUUUGGACACCUCGGCGCUUCGAGUCGUGCGUCGUUGCUGGCUAG
This is a messenger RNA of Letharia lupina, 2142 nucleotides long. RefSeq lists its product as uncharacterized. The coding region runs from base 1 to 2142 and encodes 713 amino acids. NCBI's taxonomy places the organism in Eukaryota, Fungi, Ascomycota, Lecanoromycetes, Lecanorales, Parmeliaceae. The record is from RefSeq and is a predicted model, not a curated record. The transcript is spliced from 2 exons.